AUGUCAAUCCCACUAGAAACUACCAUCACUCUGCCCAACGGCAAAACAUACGUCCAGCCUACUGGACUCUUCAUCAACAACGAGUUCGUGGCUUCCAUCGACAAGGAAACGCUGGUUUCGGUGAAUCCCGCUACAGGAGAGGAUAUCGCCACCGUUUAUGCCGCCUCUGAGAAAGACGUCGAUGCUGCCGUCAAGGCUGGCCGUGAAUGCUUCGAGAAUGUGUGGAGCUCCGUGAGCGGCACUGAAAAGGGCAAGCUGAUGCUCAAGCUGGUUGCUCUGAUGGAGAAGCACGCGGAACUUCUUUCGGAUGUGGAGGCAAUGGAUUCUGGAAAACCACGCUUCACCAAUGCCAUCUACGAUAUCAACCACUGUAUCGAUGUCGUGAGAUACUACGCAGGAUGGUGUGACAAAUCACACGGAAAGCAGAUUCCUGCGACUGAAGACAAGUUGAUCUACACGAUCCACGAACCAUAUGGAGUGUGCGGUCAGAUUAUUCCUUGGAAUUAUCCUUUGGCCAUGGCCAUCUGGAAGAUUGCUCCUGCCAUUGCCUCGGGUAACGUGGUGGUGAUGAAGUCGUCUGAAAACACUCCUCUGUCGUUGUACAUGCUGUGUAAUCUCGUCAAAGAGGCAGGGUUCCCUCCCGGAGUGAUCAACGUGAUUACUGGUCUGGGCCGUGUUUGUGGCUCGGCUUUGGCAAGUCACUUGGACGUUGACAAAGUCUCAUUCACCGGUUCUACUUUGGUGGGACAGACCAUCCAGAAACUGGCCUCUGCCAACCUGAAGGCUGUCACGAUGGAAUGCGGAGGAAAAUCCGCCCUUGUUGUUUUCGACGAUGCCAGACUGGACCAGGCCGUCAAAUGGGCUGCCUUUGGAAUCAUGUAUAACAUGGGCCAGAUUUGUACUGCAGCAUCUCGUGUUUACGUUCAUUCUUCCAUCUACGACGAGUUCGUAUCCAAGCUCAAGGCUCACGUUGAAGAGAUCUACCUACAGGGUGACCCCUUUGCUGAAAACACUCAGGUUGGUCCUCAAGUCUCAAAGGUGCAGCAACAGCGUGUUUUGGGCUACAUUGAAUCUGGAAAGGCCGAGGGUGCUACUCUGGUCACCGGUGGUGGUGUGCCCAAGGGCUUCAAUGAGAAGAGUUGUUUCGUCCAACCAACGAUCUUUGCUGAUGUUACUCAAUCCAUGAAGAUUGUUCAGGAAGAGAUCUUUGGACCGGUUGUGGUGGUUUCCAAGUUCGAGACUGAGGCAGAUGCUCUUCGUCUUGCUAAUGAUUCCAGCUAUGGUCUGGGAGCUUAUGUCUUCACCGAAAACCUCCGCAGGGCCCAUGUAUUUGCUAGAAAGGUUCAGUCGGGCCAGGUCUGGAUCAACUGUACCAAUUCCUCGGAUUUCCGUGCUCCUUUCGGUGGUGUUAAGAUGUCUGGCUUUGGCAGAGAGCUUGGUGAGUAUGGUCUCAGCAUGUACACUCAGAGCAAGGCUGUCCAUGUCAAUUUGACCAGAGAUUUGUAG
Molecule: messenger RNA, 1506 nt
Organism: Kuraishia capsulata CBS 1993
Lineage: Eukaryota; Fungi; Ascomycota; Pichiomycetes; Pichiales; Pichiaceae
Exons: 1
Coding region: 1-1506 (501 amino acids)
Molecular function (GO): oxidoreductase activity, acting on the aldehyde or oxo group of donors, NAD or NADP as acceptor
Source: RefSeq, a predicted model, not a curated record